Molecule: messenger RNA, 885 nt
Organism: Sycon ciliatum
Lineage: Eukaryota; Metazoa; Porifera; Calcarea; Leucosolenida; Sycettidae
Exons: 1
Coding region: 1-885 (294 amino acids)
Source: RefSeq, a predicted model, not a curated record
AUGAAUACAUCAAACUCCGCAGCUAGCACACCUAUCCGCAGCGUAGGUCGUGGCCAACUGCUGUCCAGAAUCACGGGCGCUGGAACUUCCGCAGCAGGCGGUACAGCCCGCGACAGUGAGGUGGCCGCGGUCAGCUUGAACGUCAAGCUGCCACCUUACUGGGCUGCUGACCCCCAGGUUUGGUUCGCACAGGUGGAAUCCCUGUUUUCCACCCGUCGCAUCACCAGCCAGGUGACCAAAUAUCAGUAUGUGGUGGGAUCUCUGACACCCGAGUAUGCGGCAGAGGUGCGUGACAUCAUCCUGGAUCCUCCAGCUCAACAGCCGUACGACGCCCUCCGCGAGCGUCUGAUUCACCGCACGCAGAUGUCAGAACAGCAGCGUUUGCGCCUGCUGAUUUCGGACGAGGAGCUGGGCGACAAGAAGCCUACCCAGCUUUUACGCAAGCUGCAGCAGUUGGUAGGUGAGAACGCCAUGCCCGAAAAACUAUUGCGCGAGCUGUUUGUCAGCCGGUUGCCCCAAUCGGCCAAGUCAAUAGUAGCAUCCUGCCCUGCAUCACUGCCGCUGCAGGAUCUGGCAGAAAUGGCUGACAGGAUAGUGGAGGCAGCCGGUCCCAGUACGGCAGUACAUGCAGUUCGCAACACUGGCGAGUCAGAGGCAAUGGCCGCCAUUGCAGCUCUCCGGGACCAAGUUGCCGCCCUGACGACUACUGUAACUGAGCUGAAACAGCAGCACGGCCGCUCUCGCUUCCGCGGCCAACCCCGCAGUCGCUCGGUCUCACCGCAUAGCAGUGGUUUAUGCCAUUUUCACCGCAAGUUUGGUGUGCAAGCCCGGCGGUGUGAAGCCCCGUGCUCCUGGUCGUCGGGAAAUGCCCCGGCCAGCCAGUAG